CAAAGUUAACCCCCCCGAAGCCCAACAGCACAUUGAGCACCAGGGCUCGGGCACAGUGCUCUGGAUGGCAGUGUGUUUGCAGUGAAGCACCCACAACCCCCCCCCCUUGUAAAACACUCCCAGCACACAGUUAACCCUUUGAUCACCCCUCAUGUUAACCCCUUCCUGCCCAGUGUCAUCAGUACAGUGUCAGUGCUUUUUUUUUAGCACUGAUCACUGUAUUCGUGUCACUGGGGAUGUCAGUGACACCAAGUCAGUUCCCCCCAGUGUCAGAAUGCCUGCUGCAGUCCCGCUAUAAGUCGCUGA
Molecule: messenger RNA, 306 nt
Organism: Staurois parvus
Lineage: Eukaryota; Metazoa; Chordata; Amphibia; Anura; Ranidae
Source: the annotation of a GenBank genome assembly